Messenger RNA from Maylandia zebra (zebra mbuna), 2537 nucleotides. Its product is annotated as zeta-sarcoglycan. Lineage: Eukaryota; Metazoa; Chordata; Actinopteri; Cichliformes; Cichlidae. The record is from RefSeq and is a predicted model, not a curated record. Gene Ontology annotation, cellular component: sarcoglycan complex; sarcolemma. Gene Ontology annotation, biological process: heart contraction; cardiac muscle tissue development.
UUGCCGCAUGGAAGUCGCCCAGGCAAGGCAGAAUAUCAUCUCUCUGAGCCGGACGUCUUCUCUCCAUUUGCCCACCAGACACAGCACACUCACAUUUACCGGGAUUCCACGGGAUAUAACGGCAUUUAUCCGCUGACCGACUAUCAGGAGAGUCUAAAUCCCGGCUUCAUUCCAGCAGAGGGGCGAUAUUUCUUAGUCAGAUGUAACAACACAAAAAACACGUAACGGAUCACCAAGUGCGCAAAAGCCGCAUUACGCACGGCGAAUUCUUUUCUUUUUCUAUCUAUUUUCAAAUUCACCCAUCAAUUCUCUGCACGGACAAACCGGGGACUGGAGGCGGGGGGUACUUCCAUGCUAUGGAGUCCUGAUUUUACCAAGCGACCCAGAGGGAGGCUUGAAACUGAGAAAAUUCGUCGUGCCGUGCUGGAAUAUUAAUAGCCAAAUCCUAAUAAUAAUCAAGGGGAUAUCGCAGCAGAGUUUGGGACUCUCGAGAGCACCCCAACUUUUUUUCUUCCUUUUUUUUGUUUCCGUUUUUAAUCUCUUCCCCUCUUAUCUUCUCCGCCUGUGGGACUUGUAUUUUCGUGACUGAUUAGCAGUAAGCUACUUCACUUUCUGUCAUGGACCGCUCGACGUCUUUGGAUAUAGAAGCGCUCAAGAUGACCCAGGAGCAGUAUAUCCUUGCAGCACAGCCCAACCCCCUCCACCAGAGAGGGGCUUCAGUUUGUGGUGCGCAGGUUUAUCCAGCAGUGGGAAUCUAUGGCUGGAGAAAGAGAUGCUUGUACUUUUUCAUCCUCCUCCUCCUCGUCACCAUGAUUGUCAACCUGGCACUGACCAUCUGGAUUCUCAAAGUCAUGAACUUCACUCCGGAUGGUAUGGGGAAUCUCCGGGUGACCAAAGAAGGAGUGAGACUUGAAGGAGUGUCAGAAUUCUUAUUGCCUUUAUAUGUGAAAGAGAUCCAGUCUCGUAGGGACAGUCCACUGAUCCUCCAGUCAGACAGAAAUGUGACUGUCAAUGCUCGGAAUGAACAGGGACAACUGACUGGUCAGCUAACUGUGGGUUCAGAAAUGGUGGAGGCUCAGUGUCAGAGGUUUGAGGUGAGGAAUGCUGAUGGAGAGAGAGUUCUGUUCUCUGCAGAUGAAGAAGAGAUCACCAUCGGUACUGAGAAACUCAAAGUCACAGGAAAUGAAGGAGUAGUGUUCAGUCAUUCUGUAGAGACGUCACAUGUAAGAGCAGAACCUUCCCAGGACCUAAAGUUGGAAUCCCCAACUCGGACCCUAACUCUAGAGGCCCCCAGAGGUGUGGAGGUCAGUGCUGGAGUGGGAGAUUUUACGGCAUCUUGUAGAAAAGACCUCCUCUUGCAGUCCUCAGAAGGAGAGAUCUUUCUAGAUGCCAACACUAUCAGACUGGGCAACAUUCCCCUUGGUAGUGCUGUGGAUCCCCUGGAGGGAGCGCCUGCAGGUACCACCUACACCAAACAGACUGUGUACGAGCUUUGUGCCUGUGCUAACGGCAAGCUCUACCUGUCCCCUGCUGAGAAAGGCUCUACUUGCCAAACCACCAGUAACUUUUGUCUCUGGAGCUGAAAGCGGGAGGUCGAAAUACACACGGGACAUAUGGACGAUUGAGUUUGAAGCUAAUAUAGCCAACAGACUGAAUCACCAUGGAUUUAUGGCUUGAUGGGAAGCUUUUGCCAGCUAACAGACUGAAUCAGCAUGAACUGUAACAAGGCGACAAUUUCAUGUCUGUUCACCAAUCAAAUAAUAUGGAUUACAGCUUGGCAGGAAGCUAAUGGUUGCUAACAGGCCAAAUCAACAUAGACUGUAGCUCGGUGUUAAGCUAAUGCCAACUAAAGGACUAAAUCAACAGAGACUAGAGCUUGAGCAAAGCUAAUACCAGCUCACUGGUUGAAUUAAUGUGUUGGUGGGUAGCCAAUGCCAGUCCAGAGCAUGGAUAACUUUGUGGGACACAAAAGCCAACAAGAUCAGCUGAUGGGUUUCAUGCUUAGACCACUCUUGGACAUAUGUGAGCAGUCUCCUUCUGGGGCUGUUGUUGAGUGUCUUUCCCAUUGUUUAAUUGCUGCCAUGAUGAUUGCUGAAGGUCGCAAAGACGUUGGUUUUUUUUUUUAUGAACAGCAACCUUUGUGUGUUCAGAAAAUAGCCAACAUGUCCUGACAAGACAUACACUUGUUGCUAUAAUAUGAUGAAGGAACACAUACUUGGCAGUGACAUGGACAUGAAAACUUGGUUAUCAGUUGGCUAACAGACAUCAAUGAUGACAUUUGUUUACCCCAGUGGGUAGCUAACAAGAAAAUCAAAAUAUAGUUUUGUCUCUAGGGAAGCUAAGGCUAGCUAACGGACCAAUCUAUACCAGAAAGGCCUUCUCCCUCUAUUUCCUCUCCAGCCCUUCAACUCAAACAUUGACAUGUGACUCUUCUGCAUUAAUCCGCACCUGAUAGUAAAAAUGUUCUCUAUCCCCACUUUUCAUAUGAUAACUAAUGCAAAUUAUUGUUAUUUAACCAUUGUAUUCACCAGCUUCUU